UAUAAAAGUCCCCCUCUCUGUUUCUCGAUCAAUCCUACCCAUAUAAUCUCUUCUCUCUGCCUAUAAAUUACCAAAUCGAAUCGAACCCAGAAAGCCAAAUUACAACAUUAUAGUUCCCAGUUUCCAUUCUUUAUCUCUUUUGCUCUGCCUCUUGAAUUCUCAUAUAAUCGAUCGAUAUGGAGCUUGUUCUGGGUCAAUCUAUGGCGGAUGUGCUGACAAAAGUUGGGCUAUUCGUGAUUGUGCAAGCUUUGGUCUACCUCGUGCUAACCACUUCGUCCACCGUCUUCUCCAAGAACGUCAAGCGCUCUUUCAGCUUCAAGCCGGCACGUUCGGUGAGCAUCCGCCGGAUGUUUGCCGCCAUCUCCGAUGCUCCGGUCGGCGAGCCUUCUCCGAGGACGACGAGCUCUGCUUCUUAUGGGCAGCAGCAGCUUGAUCCAAUCUUUGGUGACGUUGGAUAUGCUAAUUAUUAGUUUGAUUAUCAGAUGUGCUUCUCCAUCUUUUUAAUGUAAAAAUGAUUGAAGGACAAGGUUUCAUGAUUUGUUUAUUGUUUUAUAUGGUGGGAUAGGACUAUUGGGUCGUAGGAGGGAGGGAGGAUUGGAGUUUGUAAUUAGUUGGAUUCAUUGAGGAAUUAAAGUUACAUUCUUUGUAAAAUUAUGGAGAAAUGAGAUAUAAUCAUAUUUACAUUUGUUAAUUCUUUAUUAGCUUGUUAAUGACUUUUCCCUUUUGUUGGAAAAUUGGGAGUUGAUUGGUUUUAUUAUUGCAACAAGUUGGUAGAUAUUACAUUCUUAUCUUACUUUCUUUCAACGUUUAAUCUUUAUAUAUAUAUAUAUAUAUAUAUAUAUAUAUAUGCGCGCUAAUUUGUUGAAAUUUUGUAUAACAUAGGUUACUUGUGGGGUAAAUGUAUACAUAAUACUCAAAUCGUUAAUGACUAGUAUACUAUAAUACAUUAUUGGUGGGGCCUUCCUAAAAAAUUCAAUUGAUUAACACUUUAUUCCCGUGUGCAUCAUUUUACUUAGUUUUGUAUAGAUAUAAUAUGGUUCAAAAAGACACGCUUAAUCUUACGCUUAGACACGCCUAGGCGCAAGGCAAUGGCAAAACACCUCGCCUAGGAGUUUCACGCCUAAUUAGAUACCGGAACACGUCAUGGAGUAAGGCGACAUAUAAGUCUCUCCUGAACAUUACUAGAUGGAGCUAGUAAGUCAAUAUUAAAUACCAAAAUUAACAUCAAUUACGAAAUCAAUUUUCUAUUGCAAUAUUUUCAAUAGCUCAAGAACUUUGUGAGCUAUUGAGCUAUGAUUCUAUGAAUUCGUGAGCUAUGUUGUUGUCAUUAGGUGUUGAGUAAGUUAUUAAUCAUUUUAACUUAAGUGAGGAAGUGUUGUAGAUAAUUAUUUCACUCAUCAUGCAGUGUGAAUAGCUAUUUUUCUUCCAACGCCUAGGCACACUUAGUCUACGCCUAGGCGAGCUAGGCACAAGACAAAACCUCAACGCCUGCCUUACGCCUAGCACCUUUUUGAACCUUCGAUAUAAUAGAACUAUUAAUCUCAU
Linum trigynum is the source of this 1545-nucleotide messenger RNA. NCBI's taxonomy places the organism in Eukaryota, Viridiplantae, Streptophyta, Magnoliopsida, Malpighiales, Linaceae. The record is from the annotation of a GenBank genome assembly.